Fusarium mangiferae is the source of this 1749-nucleotide messenger RNA. RefSeq lists its product as uncharacterized. Gene Ontology annotation, biological process: amino acid transmembrane transport. Gene Ontology annotation, molecular function: amino acid transmembrane transporter activity. Gene Ontology annotation, cellular component: membrane. The record is from RefSeq and is a predicted model, not a curated record. Lineage: Eukaryota; Fungi; Ascomycota; Sordariomycetes; Hypocreales; Nectriaceae. The transcript is spliced from 3 exons. Bases 1 to 1749 code for a protein of 582 amino acids.
AUGGCGAAAGAACCUACCAGCUGGUUCGCAGGUUUCCAACGUAGCGAGCGCCGACGCGAAAAGACCAUGCGCCACGGCAGCAUUCGGCCUAUUAUGAGGAAUGGUCAUUACGAUGUUCAUGCAGCCAACGCCAAAACUGCGACGACGCCAUUGGCGAGAGAGCUCAAAGGAAGACAUCUUCAAAUGAUUGCAUUUGGUGGCUCGAUUGGUGAGGUUCCCAUUUAUGAUCCGAUCUCGGAAAGUAAAACUGACAUCAAAGGCACUGGGCUUUUUGUUGCUUCGGGUGCCGGCCUUUAUCAUGCAGGACCAGCUGGCCUGCUUCUCGCGUACAUCGGCGUCGGUGCUUUGCUAUACUGCACUAUGCAGUCAUUGUGCGAGCUUUCGGUCUUGUUUCCUGUCGCAGGCUCAUUUAUAACCUUUUCAACCCGAUUCCUUGAUCCCUCUUGGGGAUUUGCCCUCAGCUGGGUCUACUUCCUACAGUGGUUGAUGGUGCUGCCCCUGGAAAUAAUCGCUGCGGUCUUGACGAUAUCCUACUGGAACGAGGUUGUUCCAAAUGCAGUUUUCGUCACUAUAUUUCUCGUCUUGAUCAUUGCCAUCAACAUGGCAGGUAUCCGAUUCUACGGCGAAACAGAGUUUGUUUUUGCCAUCAUCAAGAUUGUUGCGAUCAUCGGAUUCAUUCUCCUGGGUAUUGUCAUCAAUAUCGGAGGGCCACCUGACGGCGGCUUCAUUGGUGGCAAACUCUGGUUUCAGCCACAACCCUUCAACAACGGCUUCAAAGGCUUCAGCAGUGCCCUUACGACGGCGCUUUUCUCCUAUGGCGGGACUGAAAUGAUCGGCCUUGCCGUGGCCGAAACAAGGGACCCACGCAAGUCGUUCCCAAAGGCUAUCAAGCAGGUCUUCUGGCGUAUCGCUAUCUUCUACCUCAUCACUAUCAUGCUUGUUGGGCUACUUGUCCCUUCUGAUAAUCCAUCUCUAAUUGGGGGGAAGAGCUCUGUUGACGCCUCGGCCAGUGCCUUUGUCAUUGCCAUCGAGAGCGCUGGCACGACCAUUCUUCCCAGUGUGAUGAAUGGCGUUAUCCUUAUCGCAGUUCUAUCUGUUGGGAGUUCGGCUGUAUAUGGAUCUUCGCGAGCUCUCGAGGCAAUGGCCGAGCUCUCACACGCGCCACAACUUUUUACCUAUAUCGAUAAACGAGGCCGGCCUCUUGUGUCAUUAUUUAUCGCAGGAUGUGUCGGACUUUUAGCCUAUACGAUAGAUGUGAAAGUGCACGAUACUAUCUUUCAGUGGCUCCUCUCUAUCAGUGCCAUCACCACGCUCUUUACUUGGAGUAGCAUAUGCUUCUGCCAUAUCCGUCUGCGUUUAGCUUGGACGCGUGCGGCUCGACCCUUGAGUCGACUUCCCUUUCUUUCGUCUGUCGGUAUAGUAGGGUCCUGGUGUGCACUUCUAGGAUACAUAUUGGUGAUAGCCCUUCAUACAUGGGUUUCUAUCUCACCCAUCGAGAUUCCAGGCACAGAGAUAAAUCUCUCAGGCAAGCUGCAAUAUUUCUUCCUUAGAAUGAUGGCUCUUCCACUUGUGCUUGUUCUUUUUCUACUUCAUAAGUUGCGAUUUCGGACGAACUUUAUUGGGGUUGAGGAAAUUGACAUAGAUACGGGACGGCGCUCAUAUCGAUUUUAUCCUGAUAAGGAAGAGGAAGAAGCAGAAAAGAGAAGGAAUUGGCCGAUUUGGCGGAGGGCGUAUGAUUUAUUUUGUUGA